CAAAUUUCAAUAUGGAGGAAAAUGGUAAUGAUUUUAUUACAACUCGGCUUUUUUGUAGUACGCAAAAUGAGAUGAAAACAUAUCAUGAUGAUAAAAACUGCCUUACACUUGUGGGAAGGUCGUAACCAAUUGAUGGUUUGGAUGCCUGAUGUGAUUGCAUGCUAGCUGGUGAUGGUGGACCGUGUCGCUCAGAGUGCCUCCUCCCGUAUCCCCGUGCCAGUCAGGGCCACAGGCCACACACUGGCUAACAACAAGGUCAAACAGUUGACAAAAGAACAGCCCAAGCACAUAUUUCAGGAAAAUGGACUGGUGGACACACAUUCCAAGAUUGAAGAGACCAGCUCCAAGGAAAACAACACCAAGAAAGACAAGGGUUUUGAAACUUUUGUCAUGACAGGUGACAUGAUAAUUCGGACCACACAGAAAACUAGAGACAAGGGCAACAGAAGCACAUCUGACAGCACUGACACCAGCGACACAGCUGACCUGAGCGACAUAGGUAUACACACCAAUGCUGUUUUUAUAGAGGAAAAAGGCAUUCAAGAGUAUACAGAGGGUACCACUCUCACUAAAGACAAUCAACGGUCUGCAGAGUCUGGUUUUGAGGAUCAGGAUUCAGGGACAUUAGAAAGAGACAGGAGUCAAGCCACUGAGCCCAACAGUGUAUCAGACUUGUCUUUGAUAAGUUCUGAGGACUUGGCAGACAUGACGCGAUCACAGUCCUCAGCUGCAAGUACAUCAGUUUCAUCUGUCUCAACGCCUUCUGAUAUCAAGUCUGACAUAUCGGAACAGACAGUGCUACAGUGUAUUUUAGGGCCAAACGGUCAUUCUUCUGAUCCACUUAUUUCUCCAGAAACUGAUCCAGCAAACAAAGAUAGUGAUACUUAUAGUUCUAGUGAGAAUGUGAAGGAUUAUAGUGAAUCAGAAAAGGACACAGAUUAUUCUAAGAUGGUGACCAGUAAAAGUGCCGAAAAGUUUGUGCAAAUAAAGGGCGGCAGUCAUCAGAGUGUACGUCCUAGCAAAAGUCAAGAGCUCCAAUCUGAGUUCUCUCUAGUGACCAUAGAUAUAGACGAAGAUAAUAAGGCAUAUUCCUUAGAUCAAAUACCACAACAUGGCACUGCCAAUUCAACAGCUUCACUGGAAGGAAUUGGGGAGGGAGAUGCUUUGGUGACCUCCAGAAGUCUUGACAGUUCUCCGGAACACAAGGCAGACCGGUGCCAUGAUAAGGAGUUCAUACCUGGAUUUAUAACACUAGCGGAUGAGCCAAAUAUGAAGAAAGCCAAAACCAAAGAGGAUAAUGAAAUGUUUGGUGAUGGUGCUGCAAACAAUAAUUCUCUAGAGGACUCGCAAAAUAAUGACAAUGGUGAGCGAGAUAAUGGAAAGGCCCAAAGAUAUUCGUUAGACCCAUCCCUAGAUCCCAAUCUCUUAGACUAUCAACCUCUUGCUAAGGGUGUUGAUAGACCAUCAGCACAGCGGCUUGCCAAACGACUGUAUAACUUGGAUGGAUUCAAAAAAUCGGAUGUGUCAAGGCAUCUAAGUAAGAAAAAUGAUUUUGGUGCAUUAGUAUCAGAAGAGUACCUCAAGUUUUUUCAUUUUGAAAAGAAGACACUUGAUCAGGCUCUGAGGAUGUUCCUGUUACAGUUCUGUCUGAUAGGGGAGACACAAGAGAGGGAACGGGUGCUAGCUCACUUCUCCAAGCGAUACAUUGAAAGCAACCAAGGCGUUUAUAAUUCUGAAGAUGCCUGUCAUACGCUUACCUGUGCUAUUAUGUUACUGAACACAGACCUUCAUGGCCAGAGUAUUGGCAGGAAGAUGACAUGUUCUGAGUUUAUAGAAAAUCUGGCAGAGCUCAAUGAUGGUGACAAUUUUCCAAAAGAUCUGCUGAAAAUUAUCUACCAAAACAUCAAGGCUGAGCCUAUUGAGUGGGCGGUUGAUGAUGACCACGAGGAGGAUCACAGUCAGACAGAGGACCGUAAUGCCGCAACACUAACAAACAUGUCAGCACCAGCCUUAGGCGGGAACCCUUUCCUAGGUGCACCUGAUCCAGACAAAGCAACUGAAUACAAAAAUGGCUAUGUGAUGAGGAAGUGUUGUUUGGAAGCAGAUAGGAGAAGAACGCCGUUGGGAAAGAGAGGAUGGAAGAUGUACUAUGUCUCUCUGCGUGAUUUGAUAUUCUACCUCUACAAGGACCAACAUGGAAUGAAGAAAGGACAGCUCAUACAGGGCUCCAACAAUGCCAUACGUAUCCACCACUGCCUUGCCUCCAAGGCUGCUGACUACAUAAAGAAGCAGCACGUCUUCAGGCUUAGCACUGCAGACGGGGCAGAAUAUCUGUUUCAAACAAGUGACAGUCGUGAACUCCAGGAAUGGAUUGAGACCAUCAAUUAUGUGUCAGCUAGCCUUUCCUCCCCACAACUGCCUGGAGCUGUGGGCUCACAAAAGAAGUUCCAGAGACCCUUGUUACCAGCGGCUUACACCAGAUUUAAUCUGCACGAUCAGCUACAGCGUCAUGAAGCCAUGUGUGACCAGGUGGAGAUUGACCUCCAGGAUCAUCGCCAGUUUCCCCCAGAAAAGGGGGCCAAGUCCCGCCUUAUACAAGACUAUUUGGAAAAGGAAAGCUUCCUGGAGAGUGAGAUGAAGCGAUACAAGACAUACACGUACCUACUCCAGUCCAGGAUGAGUGUAUACCCGGAGCUGGAGCCUUCCCUGGUGGAGACUGUCAUUGGGGAGGAUGAGGAGAAUGGACAGGCAGAUGAGGUCAAAGUCAUACAAAAACGACCGGUGCAGCGAUCCCUGUCUGAUAGGGAAAGUGACGAGGAACAAAUCAGUGACCUAAACCAAUAUGUCAAUCCAGAAUCGGCCACCACCCACCUUUGACUUAAGUGACCUUGGGCUUUGACCACUGUGUCGCUUUGGUUAGGGUCAUCUUGGACAAGGAUGGUUGACAUUUGUAAUUUAAGUUUUAUAUGACCUGUCCUUGGUUAUGUAUCCCUGUGCAAAACAAGGUCGUAUAAUGUCUAACCUUGGAUGCUGACCUCAUCUGUAACAUUGGUAACCAAUGACUGUGGAAUGGAUGUUGAUCUCCGUAUGAUUUGUCAUGUCAUCAAAUGACUUAAGAUGUUAUUCAAUUUCCUUGUACACCAAAUGUUUGUUAUGACUUAAUGAUAAGACUCUUCUAUUUUUUUAAUCUGUAAAAAUCAUCCUCAAACGAUCGAAAUGCAUCUUAUACCGUGUAUUUUUUAACACAUAGUCAGUUCUAGUAAACUUGGCAGAAUGUCUCAUAGCAUCAUUAAUGAUAUACUGUAUAUACCUUUUAUGUAGAUGAUUGGGAAUUUUCUACUAGCAGUAGAGCAUCAACAAAUAAGACAUAUAUACCUGUCAACAUACUAGAGACUGGUAUGUUAUAUACCAUGCAUUUGAAAGCGGUGAUAUUCAUCAGAGUGCAAUUUUAAUAUUUCUAUUUUAGAUUUUUAAAAGCUUAUUUUAAUAUUAAUAUAUUAUAUUAUAUAUUAUAAUAUAUUAAUGUGUUUCUUACUAAGGUAUGUUACAUAUGGCCUGGCUAAAUACAGGAAGGAUAAUGUGUGUAUGUUCAUUCAGAUUGGAUGUUUUGUUCCAAAGUAUAUUGUAAACCAGACAAGCAUUUUUUAAAGUAGUCUCAAUCUACAGGUAUAUCACAGUUACAAGUAAUAAUGCAUCAUUUUAGACCUAUAGCUGGUGCAAAUUAUUUUUUUUAAUUAUUAUUUUUGGAAAGUCGCCUUUUACUUUCUAUUUUGUGGCAACAGUGUAAAUGUAUAAAUUACUAAUCCCAACAGUGUUUUGAAGGAUUCGUGUAAUUAUUUUGCUAAAACAAUGCUAAGAUGGAAAGUCUACAAUAACUGUUUCAAAAUUCAUUUAUUGUUGUUACAUUCUCAUUUCUGGCUUUAAUUUGCUUGCUUUCCUGACUAUACUGACCUAUUAUGGUACAGAUGGCUAGGAUGAACCCCCAUCGUGUAGUAAGGAUGGCCUAUUGUGGUACAGAUGGCUAGGAUGAACCCCCAUCGUGUAAUAAAGAUGGCCUAUUAUGGUACAGAUGGCUAGGAUGAACCCCUAUUGUGUAGUAAGGAUGGCCUAUUGUGGUACAGAUGGCUAGGAUGAACCUCCAUGGUGUAGUAAGGAUGGCCUAUUGCGGUACAGAUGGCUAGGAUGAACCCCCAUCGUGUAGUAAGGACAACCUAUUUUGGGACAGAUGGCUAGGAUGAACCCCCAUCGUGUAGUCAGGAUGGCCUAUUGUGGUACAGAUGGCUAAGAGGAACCCCCAUCGUGUAGAAAGGAUGGCCUAUUGUGGUACAGUUGGCUAGGAUGAACCCCCAUCGUGUAGUAAGGAUGACCUAUUGUGGUACAAAUGGCUAGGAUGAACCCCCAUCAUGUAGUAAGGAUGGCCUAUUGUGGAACAGAUGGCUAGGAUGAACCCCCAUCGUGUAGUAAGGAUGGCCUAUUGCGGUACAGAUGGCUAGGAUGAACCCCAUUGUGUAGUAAGGAUGGCCUAUUGUGGUACAGAUGGCUAGGAUGAACCUCCAUCGUGUAAUAAGGAUGGCCUAUUGUGCAAUAGAUUGCAUCAUUAUUAUUUAAUGUGUAUCGCUUGUUGCAUAUGUAUUAAUAACAGUAUUUUUUAUUUAUGAAUUCUUUGUAUAUCAUUGUUUUUCAAUCAUUUUGUUUGUUAUAUUUACUGAUAACACCAAAUUUGUAUUUAUAUGAAACAUUAAUUUAAAAUUUAAAAUGUAGUUUAUAACAGUAGGUUUAAAUAGAAAUUCUUUAGCUGAACCCCGCAAGAUACCUUUCCUCAAAACGUCACCUGUAAAUAUCUACAAAUGAAAUGUGAACCAAGUUUGAUCCUUUGUAUACAAGAGCUCCCCAGGAACAAAGAGUUAGUGUUUCUGUUGUUCAGUGAACAAAUCAUUGUUUUGUUGAGUUCAGAUCACCUGAGCAUAGCUCAAUCAACUUUUCCAAUCCGGCUUCAUCUGUUAACAAUUUCACAUUUUUGACCUCACCAAAACUGCUGCACUGUUUUCAAUGAAAUUGUGCUGGAUUUAAUGAUCUAAAUGGGCAAAAAUAAACCAAAAUUAUAAGAUACUAUUCCAACCCCCCCAAAGGGAAGAAAUUAGCUAAAACAAAACCUUUUCUUCUCCAGUCAAAUAUGAUCUGAAUGAUGGAAAUGUACUUUCUUUCAAUGAUUGUGAAUUUAAUUAUCAAAAUAGAGACCCUGACCCUGACCCUUCCCCCCCCCCCCCCUAAAUUCCCACUAAAACAUUGUGAACUUUAUGCCCAUGGGUCUCACCAUCUCAAGUGAGGGGGCCAAUUUCACUAAUCCCCAAAAAACCCAGAAGAGUAAGGUUUAGAUUUAAUUUUUUGUAUCUGAUUUGACUAGCUAUAUACAUCUACUAAUAUACUACCAUUAGUUCCAUCUUUCUCUACAUAAUAAACUCUACUUCACACCUCAACAUAAAAUAUGUUACCAUAGCAACAUAACCCCACAAGUCAUCGAAAUGAUAUAUACUUUGUUCAAAAUUGUCUUUUCUUUGAUGGAAUACUGUAAAAAUUAGAUAUAGUUAAUUAAUAUCUCUAAUCAAAUGUCUUUAUGAUAAAAGAUGUUCACAAAGUAUUUAACUUUUCAAAUAAAAUUAAUUUAUAUCA
Messenger RNA from Mizuhopecten yessoensis (Yesso scallop), 5670 nucleotides. Its product is annotated as PH and SEC7 domain-containing protein 2-like. Bases 172 to 2877 code for a protein of 901 amino acids. Lineage: Eukaryota; Metazoa; Mollusca; Bivalvia; Pectinida; Pectinidae. Gene Ontology annotation, biological process: regulation of ARF protein signal transduction. The record is from RefSeq and is a predicted model, not a curated record. The transcript has 12 exons. Gene Ontology annotation, molecular function: phospholipid binding; guanyl-nucleotide exchange factor activity; protein binding.